Penicillium lagena is the source of this 429-nucleotide messenger RNA. RefSeq lists its product as uncharacterized. NCBI's taxonomy places the organism in Eukaryota, Fungi, Ascomycota, Eurotiomycetes, Eurotiales, Aspergillaceae. Gene Ontology annotation, cellular component: mitochondrion; cytosol. Gene Ontology annotation, molecular function: deaminase activity. The record is from RefSeq and is a predicted model, not a curated record. The transcript is spliced from 3 exons. Bases 1 to 429 code for a protein of 142 amino acids.
AUGGCCAAGGGAACACGCACUGCCGUCCGCACAGAGCGGGCUCCCCUCCCACCUCCCUUCCUGUCCCAGGGACUCAUCGUUGGCGACAUAGUCUACUGCUCCGGGCAGGUCGGCGCAGAUCCCAGCACUGGCAAAUUGGUUGCAGGGAGUAUCCAGGACCGAACGCGACAAAUCCUCCAAAACCUAAAUGCCGUCCUCGAAGCCGGCGGAUCCAGCCUGCACGACGCAAUCAAAGUCAACAUCUUCCUCACGGACAUGGCCAAUUUCCCCGCCGUGAAUAGCGUCUACGAGACCUUUUUCGGGGAUCCGAAACCCGUGCGGACCUGCGUGAGCGUCAAGUCCUUGCCGAUGGGAACUGACGUGGAGAUCGAGUGCUCUGGACUGAUUACACAGAGUACUGGUGGCAAAGGCCGGAGUUCUAGACUAUGA